Messenger RNA from Marmota monax (woodchuck), 490 nucleotides. Its product is annotated as T-cell surface glycoprotein CD1a-like. Lineage: Eukaryota; Metazoa; Chordata; Mammalia; Rodentia; Sciuridae. The record is from RefSeq and is a predicted model, not a curated record. The transcript is spliced from 3 exons. Bases 38 to 361 code for a protein of 107 amino acids.
GGCUUCAUAAGCUUCCUGCGUGUAGCUAUCCAAGGAUAUGAUUUCCUCAUCUUCCAGAAUGAAGCAUGGUCACCAUCUCCAAAGGGUGAAAGAGAGGCCUAGAAAGCCUGCAGAAUACUCAAUCAGAGCCAAGACAACAAAUAGGGUACAUUGGCUCCUCAGCGACAACUGUCCACAUUUCACUUUGGGUCUUCUGGAUGCAGGGAAGACUCAUCUUCAGCGACAAGCACCUCAUAGUGCCCUGGGCUGGAUCCUUUCAGCUGUGAUAGUGGCCCUGGCUCUUCUGACAGGUCUUGGAUUUUGGUUUAGGAAGCGCUGGACACAUUGUGAAGCUCUCUACAGUGCUGUCCCUUUGAAGUGAGGACCCAGCUACCCAGGUGCCCAGUCUACACCUGAACACCACAUUAUGAUGACAUCACUUCAACUCUUCUUGUGAAACCUUUGUAAUUUAUCUGGUUCAUGAUUAAUUACCAAUAUAUGCUCAAUGUAA